UAAGGGUUGUGGGAGGAACCAGGGGUUUUGGGUCUCCGACCAGACAGCGGCCGCGAUGAAGGCGUCCGCCAGCUGAAGGGAGAAGCCGAAGCUGUUUGGAAAGCAGAGAGUCUGGACCGAGAGGCCGAGGAGGGACGUGAUGCACACGGAGAGGUUGGAGUGAAUUGGACGGCACAGACCAGCGGGACAGUACCUGUCGGUCCAGAUGAAGUGCUUACUGAUUGCCAGUGAGAGUGCCGAGGUCCUCUUCCACUGGACCGACCCAGAGUUUCAGCAAAAUGUCCAGAAACAGUAUGGGGCGUCUCAAGAGGACGGCCAGGGGCUUCCGGCCUUCGAGGACAGCAUCAGCACUCUGUUUGCUCCAAUCAUUAUCUCCUGCAUCACCAUGGUGGACAGGCUGCGUGACAGCUACACCUCCUUCACCACGGAAAACCACCACAUCUACGUCCUGCACCAGUUUGACGAGUGUCUCUACAUUGCUGUGAAUGGCGACGGCGAGGAGGGAGAGUGUGACCUGAGGAGGAAGAUCUACGUGGUGAAAAAGAUGACGGAGGUGCUCUUCGGCAUGGUCACCCUCAGCAGUAACCUCCUCAGGAAAGAGCUGCGUCCUCAGGAUACAGAGCAGAGGGCGAGGCUGUGGAAGCAUCUGCAGAGCCUGCUGCAGACCUACGGCCACCUGCGGGAGAACGACCAGAGCUUCUUAGUGGAGGCCGUGGAGAGGCUGAUCCACCCCACGCUGUGUGAGCAGUGCAUCGAGUUCCUGGAGCGCCGUUUGGUUCAGCAGCUCAACAGCAGUGGCGAGCGAGCGGGAGAGGAGGUGAUGCACGCCUUCAUCCUGGUCCAUACCAAGCUGCUGGCGUUCUACUCCAGCCGCAACGCAAGCAGCCUCUCCACCUCGGACCUGCUGGUCCUCAUCAUCAUGGCCCAGAAUAUGUAUCCUAGCAACACCGACUCGGAUGAUCCGAAUCCUGAGGAUGUCGAGAGUACGUCUGGCUCUGGUCCUGAAAGUUUUUACACGCCAGAGCCCUCGCCGCCGCCUGACAGGGGCUCGAGUAGUUCAGGAGAGAAGCCGGGGAGAGGAAGCACACCUGUGUUUGAGUUUGUGGACCCAGACGUACAGAUGGCAGAGGACAGCUUGCAAACUCUAGAAGUUCCUCCGCCCGACCCGUCGACCCCCCGCAGAGUCUUCCUGGAGGUCUCGCUCAAAGAUGGGUUGUAUCCCAUGAUGCCUCACUCCAUGUACUGUCUGCCUCUGUGGCCUGGCAUCACACUUGUGCUGCUAACAAAGAUUCCCACCAGUGCGGUGGCCAUGUCAGUGUACACGUUUUUGGAGGCCUUUGCCAAACUGGAGAAACGUUUGAGUGAAGGCCAAGAAGGAUCUGCUGCUACCAGAGGACAGCGAACUAUCCAUGAAGUCCGCGGCAAACUUGAUAAAUUCAUCAAAGCCCUGGGGCCCACUGAGAUACAGUCUGGACAGUUACAAAAGGAGUGGAUAGAGUUCAAGAACUUGGCCUUCACCAGAGGAGGACCUGGCUUCAGCAGACACCUCAUUCCAUCUUGUAAGAAGAUGAAGACUCAGCUGUGUGCCGUGUACAGACAGUGUUUUCUCCUCGAGUCCGGAUCAAGUAGCAUUCCUCAACGUCUCUCCCCCGGGCUGCAGGAACGGGCCCAGUCCAUGGUGCAAGAGAAACUGAUGGACUGGAAGGACUUCCUGUUGGUGAAAAGCAGGAGAAAUAUCACCAUGGUGUCUUACCUGGAGGAUUUCCCGGGCCUCAUCCAUUUCAUCUGCGUGGACCGAUCCACCGGUCAAAUGAUCGCACCGUCGCUCAAUUUGACGGAGCGCAACACGUCUGAGCUGGGGAAGGGCCCGUUGGCUCAGUUCAUCAGACGCAAGGUGUGGACCCUGGUCAAUACAACACGGCGUUACCUCCAGAAGGGUUACUCCACAGUAACCUUCCGUGACGGAGAUUUCUACUUUUGCUACUUUCUCUGGUUUGAAAAUGAAACCGGCUUUAAGUUAGAGGCCGGCGACCUGCCCGUCCUGUCUGAUGACUCCGCCCCCAUCGGGAUGCUUGCCUGGGACUACUACAGGAAGCUGCUGCGGUACUACAGCAAGAGUCACCAGGGCGAGGUGGUGAAGUGUUACGAGCUGCUGACGGUUCACCUGGGGGUCGUCCCCGCUGAGAUCAUCCUGCAGCACUGCAGGCAGCUGGCAAGCAAACUGUGGGAGCCGUCGCGCAAUCCACUGCUGUAGAAACACCCACAUGAACUUAGUCACGCUAGCCAAGGUACUCUGCGAUGACAAGAAGCCAAAACAAAGAUAUUACAACAUAUAGAUGCGUGUCCAACACGUUUAUGUUAAACCCCGACCAACCGGCACUGUUAUGAAGUAUAUUUAGAAUUUCUUGAUUUGUGUGAUAUAUUUUUGAACCUUUACUUAUGAGCGGUUUUUAUUUAUUAGCAAUACUAAAUGUUUUGUGUUCACUUGUUUUUAAACUGCAGCUGAUCAAUUUUUAUAAAAACACAUUGUCCGUUGUUGCCUUUACUACUGCUAGUGUCUUAAUAUGUAUGAAUGAAGCAUACAAUUGUUAUUAUUGUACGUCUCCAAUAACUUUUAAGAUUAAGAGAUAAUAAAUGUCAGUAUUCUCA
This is a messenger RNA of Gasterosteus aculeatus aculeatus (three-spined stickleback), 2649 nucleotides long. RefSeq names its product HPS1 biogenesis of lysosomal organelles complex 3 subunit 1 (gene hps1). Gene Ontology annotation, cellular component: BLOC-3 complex. Gene Ontology annotation, biological process: vesicle-mediated transport; melanosome assembly. NCBI's taxonomy places the organism in Eukaryota, Metazoa, Chordata, Actinopteri, Perciformes, Gasterosteidae. Gene Ontology annotation, molecular function: guanyl-nucleotide exchange factor activity. The record is from RefSeq and is a predicted model, not a curated record.